Nelumbo nucifera (sacred lotus) is the source of this 1526-nucleotide messenger RNA. Its product is annotated as LOB domain-containing protein 30-like. The record is from RefSeq and is a predicted model, not a curated record. Gene Ontology annotation, biological process: hormone-mediated signaling pathway; positive regulation of DNA-templated transcription. Lineage: Eukaryota; Viridiplantae; Streptophyta; Magnoliopsida; Proteales; Nelumbonaceae. Gene Ontology annotation, cellular component: nucleus.
AAAAAAAAAACGAGAAAGCAAAGAGUGAUGAGAAAGAAGGAUUGGCGUCUUUUGCCCUCCACGCAGCUUAAAACACGCAGGCAAAUAUAGACAGACCAUCGACACAUCUCGAGUUAUAAAAUUCAUGCUUUUGUUGCAAUUACAGAAUCAAAAGAUAGCCCAGAAAGCUACUCGGAUGCGUAGAGAGACGAGAGAGAGAGAGAAGGGGUUGCUAGAUUCACGAGAGGAAGGACGAGAAGCAGUUAGGACUUGGGAGUCGCUAGGCUGAUGGCAUGAUUGCUUCACGCAAGCAGCUAAAAAGGUUGGCUGCGUCGCGUGGCUUUAAAGAUUUCGAUUAGAAUUUAGAAGAUAAAACCAGGGAAGAAAAUUACAAAACAAAGCCUGCAGGGACCUACCGAAGAAAACCAGAUUACAGAAGUUGAACUCUUGAGUUCGGAUUUCUCUUCUUCAUCAUAGUUAGCUACCUCUGUUGUUCAGUUCGAUCGGCGAUGCGGUAAAAGAGACAAAAACAAAGAAGCCCCCACAAGAAGAUGAGUACAAACAGCACGACUAGCACCAGUGGCGGCGGAGUUGGUGGUGGUGCGGUUGGAGGAGGUGGUGGUGGUGGUGGAGGAGGAGGACCUUGUGGUGCAUGCAAGUUCUUAAGGCGUAAGUGCGUCAGUGGAUGCAUCUUUGCGCCAUACUUUGACUCAGAACAGGGAGCAGCCCACUUCGCAGCGGUGCACAAGGUGUUCGGUGCAAGCAACGUAUCCAAGCUUCUUCUGCACAUACCGGUUCAUAAGCGACUGGAUGCGGUCGUCACCAUCUGCUAUGAAGCUCAAUCUCGGCUUCGUGAUCCCGUCUAUGGCUGUGUCGCUCACAUCUUCGCUCUUCAACAGCAGGUGGUUAAUUUACAAGCGGAGUUAUCCUACUUGCAAGCUCAUCUGGCAGCAUUGGAGCUUCCAUCUCCAUCGCCGCCUCAGCCGCCUCCGGCACUGCUGACGCCACCGCUGCUCUCAAUAUCAGACCUUCCGUCAGCCUCCACCGUGCCCGCCACCUUCGAUCUGUCGACACUUUUUGAUCCCGGGGUGCAACCUGCGCAAUGGGUGUUGCAGCAACAGCAAAUGGAUAUCCGCCAAUUCGGAGCAAGCGGGAGAAACCCUGCCGAGAGUCCUCCUUCCACAGGAGGAGGUGGUGAUCUUCAGGCAUUGGCACGGGAGCUCCUACAGAGACACAGGUCGCUGGUGGGGUCAGCAUCCGCUGAACAAUCACCUCCACAACCACCACCCACAACAACAACAUCCCUCCAUAACUGAUCAGACUGACUGACCCGAUUGACCGGAACUUGUCGUCGAGGACUAAACUGAUAAAAAUCUGGCAUGUGGGAAUAUCUAAUUACCUGCCAUCUGGUUUUGGGGGAGUUUUUGUUCUCAUCCCAACAGGCAAGCUUGUUUAAAUUUAAUAUUUGAUCUUUUUUUGGAGUAGAUGAAAUGUAGAAUUCUAGUUUACAAUUAUUAUUAAGUAGGCUCAGCCUUUUACACCCUCAA